AUGGAUCGAAGUUGGAUGACAAGACCACGCAUAAGUGACGAGUAUGACAAUGGAGUUGAAGAUUUCUUGCAAUUUGCCAAACAUAAUGCAGCACCCAUUGCUGGACUAUACUUAUGUCCAUGUGUUAAUUGUUUGAAUGGACGACGACAAUCUUUGGAUGACAUUAGAACACAUCUUAUAUGUGAUGGUAUCAGUCCAAAUUAUACGAAAUGGAUUUGGCAUGGUGAAUUACCACAAAUGUCAUCAAGCCCUCUGACUGCUCCAGUUGACGAAGAAGUUGGUGAUCGUAUAGAAGACAUGCUACGUGAUCUUGGACAAGAGGGUUUUAGGCAAGCACAUUCACCUUACUAUGAAAGCCUAGAUAUUGAUUCUACGACUCCAUUGUAUAUGGGAUGCACAAAGUACACACGGUUAUCAGCGGUCUUAGGUUUGGUGAAUUUGAAAGCAAGAUUUGGGUGGAGUGACAAAAGCUUCAACGAAUUACUUUUGUUAUUGAAGAAUAUGCUUCCUGUAGAUAACACAUUACCCAAGAACCAUUAUGAGGCAAAAAAGAUAUUAUGCCCUGUGGGUAUGGAAUACCACAAAAUACAUGCUUGCCCUAAUGAUUGUAUUUUGUAUAGACAUCAAUUUGCUGAAAUGCGCAGCUGCCCUACAUGUGGAGCGUCACGUUACAAAGUGAAGUAUGAUGAAAGCAGUGUUGAUGGAGGCACAUACAAAGAUUGUCCAUCAAAAGUGUGUUGGUAUCUUCCAGUAAUACCAAGGUUUAAGCGAUUGUUUGCUAAUGCACAAGACGCAAAAAACCUAACAUGGCAUGCUAAUGGGAGGAUUAAAGAUGGAUUGCUCCGUCAUCCAGCUGAUUCUCCUCAAUGGAAGUCAAUUGAUGAGUUGUAUCCGGAAUUUGGACAAGAUCCCAGAAACCUAAGGGUUGGUCUCGCCUCCGAUGGAAUGAAUCCUUUUGGGAACUUGAGCUGCAACCACAGUUCCUGGCCUGUUUUGCUGAUGAUUUACAACCUUCCUCCUUGGUUGUGCAUCAAACGGAAGUACAUAAUGAUGUGUAUGAUGAUAGCCGGUCCCAGACAGCCAGGAAAUGACAUUGAUGUGUAUCUUGCUCCAUUGAUUGAAGACCUCAGGAAAUUAUGGGUAGAAGGGGUUGAUGUGUAUGACAGGAAUGCUCAGGAGACAUUCAAGUUGCGUGUAAUGAUUUUUUGCACCAUUAACGACUUUCCGGCAUAUGGGAAUUUGAGUGGAUAUAGCAUCAAAGGCCACCACGCAUGUCCUAUAUGUGAGAAAGACACAAGUUACCUCCAAUUAAAGCAUGGGAAGAAGACAGUGUAUACAAGACAUCGAAGAUUUUUAAAAGCUUUUCACCCAUACAGGCGAAUGAAGAAGGCAUUUAAUGGCACAUCUGAGUUUGACAGUGCACCGAUUCCUUUGUCAGGUCAUGAAGUUUUUGAUCGGGUGAAGAACAUCGUUACUAUAUAUGGGAAAACACAAAAAAAGGAUGGGUCCCACAACCAGCUUUGGAAGAAAAACAAAGUAAUCGACCCAAAACAGUUGGAUGAUUUGGAAAAUGAGGCUUCCAUUAUCAUUUGUCAAUUGGAGAUGUAUUUUCCACCUGCAUUUUUUGACAUAAUGGUUCACUUGGUUGUUUAUCUAGUUCGAGAAAUACGGUUGUGCGGGCCCGUUUAUCUGCGUUGGAUGUAUCCGGUUGAGCGGUACAUGAAGGUAUUGAAAGGUUAUACGAAAAAUCAAUAUCGCCCAGAAGCAAGCAUUGUUGAAAGGUAUGUGGCUGAAGAAGCCAUUGAGUUUUGUUCUGAGUACAUUGAAAAUGGUUCACCUGUUGGUCUUCUUGAAAGCCGUCACGAGUCCACCAGACAAGGCAGGGGUACACGAGGAUUCAAUGUUGUAACCAUGGAUCGGGAACAGGUCUCACAAGCGCAUUUAUAUGUACUAAACAACACUGCUGAAGUUAUACCAUACUUAGAUGCUCACAAGGAAUAUGUUGCAGCUUGUCACCCAAACAUGAAUAUGAUGCACGUGUUGCAGGAGCACAAUAGGAGUUUCAUUAAUUGGUUUAGAAAAACAAUUUUUGGAAUUAACACUGCUUCUAAGACAUUAACAAUGUUAGCUGUUGGGCCUAAUCUUAAUGUCCUUACUUGGAAGGGGUAUGAUAUCAACAAUUAUUCAUUUUACACAAAAUCGCAGGAUGAUCACAGUGUUGUACAAAACAGUGGAGUCACCAUUGAUGCUCAUUCGGACCACUUUAGUAGUGCAGUGGAUAACCAUCCUAUUCGAGCGUCCAUGCCUUAUUAUGGACAAAUCAAGGAAAUUUGGGAGCUUGAUUAUGGUGAAUUUAGAGUGCUUGUUUUCAAGUGCCAAUGGGUUAAUGGAAAUGCAGGUGUCUGA
This is a messenger RNA of Glycine soja, 2406 nucleotides long. RefSeq lists its product as uncharacterized. The record is from RefSeq and is a predicted model, not a curated record. The transcript is spliced from 2 exons. Bases 1 to 2406 code for a protein of 801 amino acids. NCBI's taxonomy places the organism in Eukaryota, Viridiplantae, Streptophyta, Magnoliopsida, Fabales, Fabaceae.